Anguilla rostrata (American eel) is the source of this 998-nucleotide messenger RNA. RefSeq names its product zinc-binding protein A33-like. Gene Ontology annotation, cellular component: cytoplasm. NCBI's taxonomy places the organism in Eukaryota, Metazoa, Chordata, Actinopteri, Anguilliformes, Anguillidae. Gene Ontology annotation, biological process: protein ubiquitination. The transcript has 2 exons. Bases 1 to 759 code for a protein of 252 amino acids. Gene Ontology annotation, molecular function: ubiquitin protein ligase activity; protein binding. The record is from RefSeq and is a predicted model, not a curated record.
AUGUUGCUGCUGAUAAUCUUCUAUGGUAAUGAAGCCACGCCCACAGCACAAGUGACUCCUGAAUAUUAUUGCAGAGCCCAGUGCACACUGGCGGAUCCAGAGAAGGUCUCCGGAGUGCUGAUUGAUGUGGCCAAGCACCUGGGCAAUCUUAAGUACAGAGUGUGGGAGAAGAUGCUGGGGACUGUUCAAUACAUCUUUGUGCAGAUCAGUGCUGACGUCUCAUUCUCUGUCCCUUCAGCUCCUGUGACUCUGGACCCAAACACAGCACAUCCCAAACUCCCACUGUCUGAGGAUCUGACCAGUGUGAAACUCAGUGGUGAGAGACAGCAGGUUCCUGAUAAUCCAGAGAGAUUUGAUGUGUGGCGGUGUGUGCUGGGCUCUGAGGGAUUCAGCUCAGGGAGACACUGCUGGGAUGUAGAAGUGGGGGGUGAGGCCUGGGUGGUGGGUGUGGCUAAAGAGUCCUUCAGCAGGAAAGGGUCUGUGUAUCCAAGCCCAGCAGGAGGAGUGUGGGGUAUAGGGCUGCGCAGUGGGAAAUACAGAGCCCUAACAUCCCCACCUACAGACCUCACUGUGCAGAGGGAACUCCAGAGGGUCAGAGUGCAGCUGGACUGGGACAGGGGGGAGGUGUCAUUCUCUGACCCCAGUGACAACACUCCUCUCUACACUUUUAAACACUCCUUCACUGAGAGAGUGUUUCCGUUCUUCUGGCCUGGUUCUCUGCAGAUCCGUCCACUGAAGGUGUCUGUAAGAGUGGAAUAGUGCUGUGGUUUGUGGGCAAGGAUCAGGUGAACAGGCUGCUUCUUUCACUGUGAUUAAUGAGAUAAAAAUAUCUAUUACGAUGUUUUCUUUAAUUAUUUAAAUGAUAUUAUAUUUAUAUAUUUAAUGAUCCAUGUUUGCAGCAGUUCAUGAUGAAUGUCCCUUUGUAACCUCAUGAUGUCAAUGUUGGAACUGGUUUGUGUGUAAUCAGUUGAAUUGUAAUAAAUGCACCAGUGGAAUCA